UGCGUCAUAGAUUCUUAAGUUCAUGUAGUAUCAACAAAUAAUCUGGUUUACGUUGUCUUCUCAAUAAAGAUAUUUUUUAUAGAUUUAUAUUGUAUUAGAUAUAAUUUAAAAGAAAAUGUCUUAUCAGUUGUAUAGAAAUACAACCUUAGGAAAUACGUUACAAGAAAGUCUUGAUGAAUUGAUUCAGUAUGGACAAAUUACACCACAACUUGCCAUAAAAGUAUUAUUACAAUUUGACAAAGCAAUUAAUCAAGCACUUGCUACUAGAGUCAAAUCACGACUCACAUUUAAGGCAGGAAAAUUAAAUACUUAUAGAUUUUGUGAUAAUGUUUGGACAUUUAUGCUUAAUGACGUUGAGUUUCGAGAGGUGCAGGAAAUUGCUAUAGUAGAUAAAGUAAAAAUAGUUGCCUGUGAUGGUAAAACAUUAGACGCAGAUGCAGCAGCAAAACGAUAGCGAUUGUUAGAUUAUCUCAUAUUUAUAAGAAACGUUUGCUAUUGCUUUUUAAGUACACCUAGCCUUCGAUUUACACGGUAGAUUGGUUUUCUUAAAAUGCCAUGUAAAUUGAAAUCGUGCAAUUCGAAUCCACAUUUCACAUUGAAAAUAUAUAAUAAAUGUAACAAAUCCAUAUGAAAUAGUAUACGUCUUCUUUCAAUUCUUUUUCUUCUUAAUUAUUUUUUGUCUUCAGCUUUUUCUUCACUAAAACUUUUUUGAAAAAAUUGAUUGUUAUUUUACUACCCAUUUAGUGAUUCUAAUGUUGCAAAAAAAGUAAAAUGUAAUUAUUACAUUUGUCUAACUGUAUUAAGUUGAAAUGCUAUGUAAAUGGAAGUUGUUUUUCAUUUUUUGAACGGUGUUAAACCGAAAUCGUGCAAUUCGAAUACCGUGUAAUUUAACGGCUAAGUGUACUAUAAAAUAAUAUAUAUAACAUUUUUACAAUAGCCGCGAUAUCUUAAGAAAAUACAAUGCAAAUGCAAAAUAUGCAUUAAUUUCUCUUACUUCCUUACCGCCAAUAUUAUAUAAAAAGAUUAAAUUGUUACAAAUUAUAAUAAUAUUUAUUAAUAAGUAAAUACACUAUAUUUAUGCUAAGAA
Messenger RNA from Polistes canadensis, 1087 nucleotides. It is a transcript of the gene TfIIA-S, whose product is annotated as transcription initiation factor IIA subunit 2. Gene Ontology annotation, molecular function: TBP-class protein binding; RNA polymerase II general transcription initiation factor activity. Lineage: Eukaryota; Metazoa; Arthropoda; Insecta; Hymenoptera; Vespidae. The transcript is spliced from 4 exons. Gene Ontology annotation, biological process: RNA polymerase II preinitiation complex assembly; transcription initiation at RNA polymerase II promoter. The record is from RefSeq and is a predicted model, not a curated record. Bases 116 to 454 code for a protein of 112 amino acids. Gene Ontology annotation, cellular component: transcription factor TFIIA complex.